Messenger RNA from Cyclopterus lumpus (lumpfish), 978 nucleotides. RefSeq lists its product as uncharacterized. The record is from RefSeq and is a predicted model, not a curated record. Bases 1 to 978 code for a protein of 325 amino acids. The transcript has 3 exons. Lineage: Eukaryota; Metazoa; Chordata; Actinopteri; Perciformes; Cyclopteridae.
AUGCAUCUACAAGUUGUGAUCUUCGCCCUGUCAUUCUUGACAACUUCAGCAUACCGACUCCACCGUGAAACCAGGGAGGCAACCUGGACUGAUUUAAAGGCCAACCAGGCUCAUGACAAGACAGAACCCACAAAGGAUGUGAAUCAAAUCUACAAGACCAACAUUGACAGCAGUGACCUUUACAACCCAGAUGACCGCAGCAAAAGCCCUGUGGCAGAAGAGAUGCAACGCAAGCUCAACAUGGAGUCGGAGCGUCUGCGUAUCCGUCUGCGCCAAGAGCUGGCCGAGCUACAAGAGCGGUUGUCCUCAUCUCCGGCCCACCUCAGCUCCACUCUGGCCAGCAUGAGGGAGCGUUUGGCUCCCCUCACCCAGCAGCUCCAGAGCUCUCUCAGCAUCAGCACAAAAGAUUUGUGUAGCCAGCUGAGCCUCUAUCUGCAGGGCCUGGAGACAGCAGAGGUCCAGGCAGAGGCCAAUCCGGCUUUGAACCAGGGAGCCUUCUACUGGAUGAGCCAAACCCUGGAGCACAGCAGCGCCAAAGUGGCCGUCCUCAUUAGCGACUUCCAUACUAAAACCCUUGGGGAGAUCGAACAUCUGAAAGAGAUCAGUGCCAGUGGGCAAGAGGCAGCUCAGUCAGAGCACUGGCAGAAAAUAAUGUUCAGGUUGGGGCAAGAAGUGAGUACGCUGAGGAUGGAGGCACAGAAGAGGACAGGCUCUCUCCAAGCAGAGCUUGCUGCUCUGCUAGAAACUGCCUGGCCUGGUAAGGCUGUAGUCACAGCCAGUACGGAGCGGUUCUGCCAAAAUGCCGCCCUGCAGAGCCACGUUUUUCAGGGGCGAAUGGAAAGGCUGUUUCAGGGGCUUGAAGAGGAGCUGGAGGUCCAGGGAGCCUCCAGUCUGUCUCCUGUUUCUUCUUCCUCCUUGCAGGAGGAUUUCUCAGCAAAAUUAUCUGCUCUGAUCCAAGAUAUUAUGCACUCAGUGUAG